AUACAGAGAUCAUAUAUUAAUUUCUAACCUUACAUUUGCUGCAUAGAUUUUAAAAUGUACAAAGAUACAAAUAAAUAAAAUCCUUUAAUCAUGAACGAAUUUUUAAAAUUAAACUGGCGCGUUAAAGAUCUUGCCGAUCUAGAACCACAAGAGUGUUUUAUAAAAGACGAGGUGGUAGCCGAUUCUUUGAUUUACAAGCAUUGCCAAAAGAAGAGGAUAUUUCAGCGUGGAAAGAAACAAAAAAAUCAAAUAUUUCAGAACAAACGCUUUGUCCCUGGUGGCAACGUUAAUAUAUUCACUGCAACGAAAUCGACUUUGGAUACCUUCGCUCAUGAACAUUGCUUACGAGCUUUAAAACUGUUUCAGUCAGGCAAUAAUUGUUCAUCUCACAAUGCUGUUGAUAAGUUUGCUAUUGAGAUGUUUCAAAAACUCAAACCAAGAAUCAUGGAGGAAAAUGCUCAGUAUCAAUCGUUUGUAUUCGACCAGUGGGUUAAAAAAGAUAAGGAAGCGAUCCAAGGUAUUAAAUCUAGUAUUUAUUUACACGGCAAAAAUGCUUGGGUCAGAAAAUGGCAAAGGAUUUAUUUUUAUCCCCAAUUUUACAGAGAGAUGAGAAUGUUUAACAUGAGCUUCAGUGAGAACGAGAGUAUUAUAGAAUUUAAGUUUAUUAAUAAUGUCUUAGAACUGGGUACCUUAGCCAAAUUUUUAAAUCCGAAUUUAAAAAGUGAAUGUAUAUUAAAAUGUGUUACUCUACCAUCUAUAGAAAAAACUGAUAUUCUGUAUUCUAAUUUACCAGUCAAUGAAGAUAAGAAUGUAUAUGAUAUUAUAAAAAAGUACGAUAUAAAUCUAGUGAUAUCUGCUAGCAGUUUAAAAUGCAUUUCAGACAAUACUGAUUUAAAAGCAAGAUGGAUGAUACCUUUUAAAGUGAAAUUAAUAACUACCGAAAAAGAAGACUGUGAUAAUUCUACAAAGAAAGUUGUGUUUAUCGAUAAACCAUUUUCCCAAAAUAAUAUAUCCAAUUUAGAUUUAGCUUAUAUUAGUUUUAAACACUUGAUUAAAACUAAUUUCUGCCAGGUUGAAGCCUUUAAGUUUGGCCAAGAUGAAAAAACUAUUACUCCGGAAGACAUCGAAAACAGUUCUGGUGUAUUAGGCAACGAUUUUGAGUCUGAAAGUUAUUUAAAUAAGCACGAUAAUAAAAUUCAUCACAAUGUAAACUAUCGCAUUUGGAACAUAAAAAAGACUGAUUGUCGGAACAACCUUAUGAAGCACAAAGUGAAAACAACGGAAUUUAAUGUUCUAAUUCGAAGUAAACUAGAUGCAUGUGAGUGCCACGAAAAUGGAGCUCUUCAGCCUGUGGUACUAAAACCAAAACUGGAAACGCAGCUUAGAUAUGGAGCAAAAAUAACAUCAAAGUCAGAGUUGGCCAGGGAAUGGGUUUCGUUAUUUUUCACGCCAUAUUCUAAUUUAUAUAGAGUGAGAUUGUCGCCAACAUCUGGAGAAGUAAUAUGUGUAGAUAAAUGUACCAUACAGAAAGUUGCCGCUGAGGCUCAGACUCAUUAUCAAUAUAAACCUCAGCUAAGUUUAGGAGUUUUACAAAAGGUUUUUGAAGAGCUUAUAAACCUGGAACCGGGAGACUACUUACUUCAACAUCUACCUAAACAUGAGGCUUUUGUAGCCAUUUUGAAAAAGGACGAAUCGAGCACUUCAAACGACAACUUUGACUUCCAUGCAGAAUAUACUAAUGCAGUAGUAGAUACUGCUCCAAAACAAUGGUUACCUAUUGAUGUUAACUACAUCUUACCUUCGUUUGAAACAAAUAAGCGGCUACCAGGAAUGUUCACCCCGCGAACGAUAAUAAACAAACCAAAUAAGAAUAAACAGAACAGGAGGAAUCAAACGAAAAUAAGAGAACCUUUACAAUGAUAGUUAUAAACUGUUUUAUUUUAAUUAAGCAUAAUAAACAAACAUUAAUUAAUUAAA
Molecule: messenger RNA, 1977 nt
Organism: Sitophilus oryzae (rice weevil)
Lineage: Eukaryota; Metazoa; Arthropoda; Insecta; Coleoptera; Curculionidae
Exons: 11
Coding region: 91-1920 (609 amino acids)
Biological process (GO): snRNA transcription by RNA polymerase III; snRNA transcription by RNA polymerase II; positive regulation of transcription by RNA polymerase III
Cellular component (GO): transcription elongation factor complex
Source: RefSeq, a predicted model, not a curated record